AUGACCUUUAUCCGCGCUGCUGUCGCGCCCCUGCGCGCUGCACGCUGCAUUCGACAACCCCUCUCCUCUAGAGGUUUCUCCGUGUCCGCCCGACGACAAGGAGGCGGCGGCGAGCACCAAUUCGAUCCUCCCACCGGCUGGCUCUGGGGUGUCAAGCCUGGCGAGAAGCCCGAGCCCGAGGGCUGGGAGUGGCCUACCUAUAUUCUUCUCGGCAGCCUUGCCGCCACCGCCGUUGCGCUCGCCUUCAAGCCCGAUACUACUGUCUCUACCUGGGCCCUUGAGGAAGCACGAAGGAGGUUAGAGGAAGAGGGAAUCCUGCCCGACCCAUCCAAGCAGGACAAGAAGAACUAA
Fusarium musae is the source of this 351-nucleotide messenger RNA. RefSeq lists its product as uncharacterized. Lineage: Eukaryota; Fungi; Ascomycota; Sordariomycetes; Hypocreales; Nectriaceae. The transcript has 2 exons. The record is from RefSeq and is a predicted model, not a curated record. Bases 1 to 351 code for a protein of 116 amino acids.